Molecule: messenger RNA, 2225 nt
Organism: Exophiala dermatitidis NIH/UT8656
Lineage: Eukaryota; Fungi; Ascomycota; Eurotiomycetes; Chaetothyriales; Herpotrichiellaceae
Exons: 2
Coding region: 190-1662 (490 amino acids)
Biological process (GO): transmembrane transport
Cellular component (GO): fungal-type vacuole membrane
Molecular function (GO): transmembrane transporter activity
Source: RefSeq, a predicted model, not a curated record
ACUCGUACCCGAUGGCCAGUGGGACAGCAAUUUAGGUCAGGUACUGUCUACUCUACAUAUUCUCACACUUUAUUGUACUAUGUAUAUUGAAUCUACUACUUACAUAUCUAUUUGACAUCAAAACCAGUAUCGACAGUUCUCCGGUACUACAUACGUAGUGAUACCUGUACUUUGUGGGUACAUAGUAAUAUGGCGGGCAAUCACCCCCUUCCAUCCCCUCUUGUCGAAGCGUCGCCGCGAGUGCAUCCAACAUUUGCCCUUCCGAACGAAGUCGAGCUCGAGAGCAGCUUCGACCCUCCAGGGCAUUAUGAUUAUGACUCCCCGUCCUUACAAGAUCGACAGCAUCAGCUGGCCAGGAGGAAAGCUCGCAUCCUUGUGGCGUCAGCGGUACUACAACUUCCCAUAUGGGGCUUUGCCAUGAGUUACGGUGUGUUCCAAGAAUACUACUCGACAGCGAAAUUCUUGCAAGCUUCCAGUUCACGGUCAGCAACCGGCGUGAUCGGCACUACGUCCAACGGGGUGAUCUACCUGUCGAUGCCGUUCUUCUUCGCGGCCUUCAGCCAACGUUACGCAAGAUACCGGCACGCGGUGGCGUAUUGCGGCGUUGGACUGGCGUUCGUCAGCUUCCUGCUGUCCUCGUUCAGCACACAGGUCUGGCACCUUGUGGCCACUCAGGGCGUCCUGGCCGCGUUGGGCAGUGCAUUGGUCUACAGUCCCACGACGCUGUCGCUGGGCGAAAGCUUCACGACACACAAUCGCGCAGUGGCAUAUGGCAUCGUGUUCUCGUGCAAGAACAUUGUGGGAUCGGCAUGUCCGUUUCUCCUACGUUUUCUGCUGGACCGCUAUGGGUUCCGCACAACGAUGAGGAUAUGGACGGCCGUGAUUACCGGGAGUAGUCUGGGUGCUAUAUUCCUGCUGCCUGUCACACAUGCGGGUGUUUUGUCGACCACUACAACUAGCACUGACGAAGAUCGCCACGGCUCCUCAACGACGCCACGUCCUCGACAUACUCCGUGGCAUUUCCUCAAACAUCAGACCUUUUACAUCUACAGCAUCGCGACCAUCAUGCAGAGUUCCGGCUAUGGCAUUCCUCAGACUUAUCUGAACUCGUACGCGCAGGAUGCCGGAGCACUGUCGCAGACUUCCGGUACCCUCCUGCUGUGUCUGUUCAACAUCCCGGGUAUUCUGUCCAGUUCGUUCUUUGGCUAUCUGAGUGAUAACAAAUGGUACCCCUUGUCGGCGACGACGUCGACGUGGGUCUCCAGUAUUAGUUCCGCAUUAUCGGUAUUCCUGCUCUGGGGCCUUGCACCGCGUACGAGUAUGGCAGCACUGACUCUCUUCUCAAUCAUAUUCGGCUUCUUCGCCAGCGGAUACAGCUCAACAUGGGGCGGGGUCAUCAAGCAGUUGGAGCAUGAGGCUGCCGACAGGAACGAGGCGAUCGAUAUCGGAGUCGUAUAUGGCCUCUUAAAUGGUGCCCGAGGUCUAGGUUACGUGAGUGGUGGAUUGGCCGGGGUCCGGUUGCUGAAGACGGGCAAAAUGAACGGCCCGGGUCUCUCCGGCUACGGCACCGAGUAUGGUCCGCUGAUCAUCUUUACCGGACUGGUGUCUAUCUUUGGUGGCUGGAGCGUCAUGUGGAAGUGCAAGGGGUUGAUCCAUCAUUAACGCCGCACUGCAUUUUGCCCUGUUGAGCCGACAACACGAUAUCUUGCAGGACACCUAUUGCGAAAGGACCGGCAUCUGCGCGCUGCAAAGUUCGGGCUCUAUUCAGCUCAGCAGGUCGAUGCCAUCGAUUUUUUGAUUAUGGCCAAAAACAGCACAUGGCUGCAAUUGUAAAGCCAACAGCUGAGGUCAUCGGUGGCCAAAAAGAAAAGGAAGGUAGAACACACUCAUUUGACUUUUUGGUGCUUGAGGCGCCAUCCAGCUAGUGGAUUGACCCAUUCAACAAUACAUGUUUGCAAAUGGCGAAGCGGACGACGAAUGAAGGAAAGGAGAGGAGAAUAAUUAACACUCGCUUGACCGGCUACAUCAAAAUAUAAAAAAAGAGAAAGGGCAAAAACAAUCAACAGCCAGGAUUCCCAAAUGGUCACCCACUUUAGUACUAACUGGCCGGCAUCAAGCUUAAGUACCGCUGAGCGAACGGGAAGCGCUGUAGUCUUGAUCCUAUGGUCGAUUGCGAAGGAAGGAGCUAGGUCUUUAUUACUAGUAGGUCAGAUUUUUUAAACGGC